AUGAAUCGUACCUUAGAUUUUUUAAAUUUGCUCCAAGAUCCUAUUGACUAUAAUCCUAACAUUUCACUUUUGAUAUUUCAAGUUCUAAUAAAGUAUAUUUAUUCGGGGAUAAUUUCCGUUGAAAAUAAUGAGAUUAGUCUUAUAAUUGAUGUUAUAAUUUCCGCUGAUGAACUUGAAUUACUUGAGCUUUAUCAACAACUUGAGGAAGUUUUGCUUUGGAAUAUAUUAGAAUGGAAAACAAAAGAUAUUGUUAAAAUUUUACAAUGUGAUAAUUUCGUUAAUUUACAUAAAGUUGAAAUAGAUUUGUUGUGUAAUAAUCCCGAAGUUAUUUUUGAAUCAGAUGAUUACUUAAAAAUGGAAGAAACUAAACUUGUUCAAUUUUUAAGAUGUGAUUAUCUUAAAUUAGAAGAAAUUAAAAUUUGGGAAUAUUUAAUUAAAUGGGAAUCAAAAAUACCAAUUCCAUAUUAA
This is a messenger RNA of Rhizophagus irregularis DAOM 181602=DAOM 197198, 468 nucleotides long. RefSeq lists its product as uncharacterized. Lineage: Eukaryota; Fungi; Glomeromycota; Glomeromycetes; Glomerales; Glomeraceae. The record is from RefSeq and is a predicted model, not a curated record.